Messenger RNA from Otolemur garnettii (small-eared galago), 3010 nucleotides. RefSeq names its product secretion associated Ras related GTPase 1A (gene SAR1A). The transcript is spliced from 7 exons. Lineage: Eukaryota; Metazoa; Chordata; Mammalia; Primates; Galagidae. Gene Ontology annotation, cellular component: endoplasmic reticulum exit site; COPII vesicle coat. The record is from RefSeq and is a predicted model, not a curated record. The coding region runs from base 125 to 721 and encodes 198 amino acids. Gene Ontology annotation, molecular function: GTPase activity; GTP binding. Gene Ontology annotation, biological process: membrane organization; intracellular protein transport; vesicle organization.
GGCGUGACGUAUAUCCGGCGAGUAGCUGGCGGUCCCGGGUGCUGCUGUCUGUGUGCAGUGAGGGAGGGUCUUAGCCGCCCGCCACCGCCGGAGGAACCCUCUCGGGCCGUAGUAAACAUUAAUAAUGUCUUUCAUCUUUGAGUGGAUCUACAAUGGCUUCAGCAGCGUGCUCCAGUUCCUAGGACUCUACAAAAAAUCUGGAAAACUUGUAUUCUUGGGUUUGGACAAUGCAGGCAAAACCACUCUUCUUCACAUGCUCAAAGAUGACAGAUUGGGCCAGCACGUUCCAACACUGCAUCCGACAUCAGAAGAGCUGACAAUUGCUGGCAUGACUUUUACAACUUUCGAUCUUGGUGGGCAUGAGCAAGCACGUCGGGUUUGGAAAAAUUAUCUCCCAGCAAUUAAUGGGAUUGUCUUCCUGGUGGACUGUGCAGAUCAUUCUCGCCUCAUGGAAUCCAAAGUUGAGCUUAAUGCUUUAAUGACUGAUGAAACAAUAUCCAAUGUGCCAAUCCUUAUCUUGGGUAACAAAAUUGACAGAACAGAUGCAAUCAGUGAAGAAAAACUCCGUGAGAUUUUUGGGCUUUAUGGACAGACCACAGGAAAGGGGAAUGUGACCCUGAAGGAGCUGAAUGCCCGCCCCAUGGAAGUGUUCAUGUGCAGCGUGCUCAAGAGGCAAGGCUACGGCGAGGGUUUCCGCUGGCUCUCCCAGUAUAUUGACUGAUGUUUGGACAGUGAAAAUAAAAGAGUUUUACUUCUCUGGACUGAUCCUAUUCACAGCUUCCUCAUGAACUUUUCUAAUAGAACAAGAAAAGCUCUCCAACCAAGUCUGGCGUUGAGAAGCCAAGAGUCUUUGUCAACUCUCUCAUUGCCCAGUGGUGACAUGUGCUCUUCUCCACACUUUUGGGAGGUAAUGCUGCCCCAUGUGCUGGUGCAGGUCAGGAUCCCAGGACUUGGAAGCUGGCAGAAUUUGCCGGGUAAAACUGUGUGCCAUCAUGGGGCACCUGAAAAGAAAAACACGUCUCACCACUGUGGUUGAUUUCAAAGAAAGUGAUUCUAUUUUUUAAAGAAAGUGUUGUUAAUGUAAUUGGUAUCCCUCUUAAUUUUUUAAGUUCACAAUUUACUUGGUCCAGAGUUUAGUAUUCUUUUUUUUUUUUUUUUAACUAAUGAGUGGCAUUUAGAUACUUCAUAAAAUUAUGAACAGAUGCAUAUUGGAGGCCAUAACUCAGGCAGGUGAGUUAGGUUGAGGAGAGAAGCUCUCCUGAGCUCACCUGUCUCUAUGACUACCUUGUAGUAGGUGGCAUCACCUUGUGCACAGAAAACUAGAAAAGGGGCAGAACCCUGGCCUCGCAGUUAUAGCAGGUUUCCACUGUGGUAAGCUCAUCAAAGAAUGUGUAGUAGGUUGUUCACUGAGGAGGAGUUAAUUAUAGAGUGGUUAUUAUUAUUGUUAUUUUACUUACAAAAUAAUAGAUUUCAGCCAGUCUUUGCUUUUAUACUGUUGUGAAAUUUCAUUUCUCCAUAGCAUCGUCCAUUUUCAAGUAAUUUUUCACUUCAUGAAAAAGGUGAGACCAUCUCGUGUCGUCACAUACUGCAGGUGUGUCUGUUACUUUUGCACGGAUUCUAGGGGGAAAUAUUUCUGAAUAGGAGGACAAAGAACACAUUAAGAGCUCUUAAUUCUGUGAGUUGAGGACUUAAAAUCAGUUACUAUAGUGGUUGUGUGAGUUUAGGAAAGAUGUACUGAGUGGGCUUUAAAAUUUUCACUUGUAGAAUUUGGUCUCUAUUGGGCUGUUCAUGAGUCUUUUUCUUAAAUCUUUUCUCCUUAUUAUCUAUUUCUUUCAUUGGUAUUUAAAGUAAAAGUUAACAUCUAUAGUUUUUCCAGAUUUGGGUGGGGGUUGGUAUGAAAUUGCCUUUCUCCAGCUCAGAAAUAAUUUGGGGAAAACGUUAACUCAAACACUUCCUGUAGAACUCUUCCUUUGGAGGCAGCAUCAGUUAUUGUCACGGAAGACCCAGUAUAAAAGCAUCAGCAUCCCCAGUGGGGGGAUGAGGAUUAUUUUUAUAUAGCAUUCCAUUUUCUUAGUGCCAUGUGUGAAAUUGGAUUUUCAUGAUCUUAAUCUAUACCCUUGUAGUAAAAGAUGAAAGGCUAGGAGAUGGUCUUAAGAUGAGAGGUUGUCAUUUUUCCCUUCAUAACAGAUUAGAGGUUGUUUCCUCAGAAUUUAAAAUUGUAAUGAUGAUGCUUAUUUGUGGAGGAUUGAACUAAAUUCAGUGGAUUUCUUCUACUACCAGGGUACGGAAGGUGUGGAUAACAUUACUGGGGUGAGAGAGUAUCAGUGUUUAGUUGGAUUUCUCAUUCUUAGCCUUCAGUACUGACCUGUUAGGAAAGCAUACUUUCUCACUGCCAGGUACUGAAUGCAGAGGCUCAAUGGCAUAUAUGUCUGCGAAGUGCAUGCAUUUCAUUUAUUAGCAAGCAUAGCUGGAUUAAGAUAAAAUUAUUGGUUUGGAAAGGUGUUAAGCCUUAAGUGAACAAGUCUAGCUGUGAAUGAAUUAGGUAGUCAACUUGCAUACCUUUUUUAUUUCCUCUGGUUAAAGGUUACCCAUAUUUCUCUGUUCAGAGACAUGAGAAGUAUGAUUGCUUCAGUGUUAGUUUUCUUACUUUUAUUUUUUUCCCUAAUCACUUUGUUGCAAGCUAGACAACUAUGGGUUCCACAUAGGACAACUCUUUGUGAAAGUGGUUUAUUCCACUGGAGAAAGAGGGGAUCGAAAAGUCAAUUAGCAUCAGUCUAUUUCUUGUCCCACAGAACACCAUUUUUAUAAUAAAAUAAAUGAAAGAAGCUGCUGUGAGGAGCUUAGCUCUAAACGUGGGAUCAGAGCCUUGUAUGGGAACUCCCAUGAGUUGAGACUUUUCAUUCUGUUUUAUCAGAGUGCAUAUAUGUCCUAUUUCAGGAAGAGUAAAACAGUCAUUUACAAAAGAAAGUCAAUCUGUAUUCUAAGCAUUUUAAUAAAAAGUUAAAACAAA